This is a messenger RNA of Aricia agestis (brown argus), 894 nucleotides long. RefSeq lists its product as uncharacterized. The record is from RefSeq and is a predicted model, not a curated record. Bases 278 to 694 code for a protein of 138 amino acids. The transcript has 5 exons. NCBI's taxonomy places the organism in Eukaryota, Metazoa, Arthropoda, Insecta, Lepidoptera, Lycaenidae.
UAAACUUUUCAAUACUGGCAUAUUAUAAAAAAGUAAUUGCGCGCGUUCGAAUACUGGCACGCUGAAAAAGAAAUAAAUUUUGAAUAUAGAAGAAACAAGAUUUGACAGAUUUGACAAAUUUGACGGAAAAUUGUUUUUCGGCGCAUUUUCAAAAACACACAGAUCUUUUGGAUGAUUUUGUAAAUUUUUGAGUAUUGAUAAAAAUAUUGGUAAACAAAAUAAAAUAAGGUAAAAUCUGAAAAGCCCAACAUCUCCGGUUUCACGUAAAUCAAAGAAAAUGGGGUACAGAUAUGCCGACAAUGGUUCCCCUGACCAACCCGACGCGGAUUCGGAAGAAAAGGAUCGAAAAAAGAAAACUUUGAAGAGGAUAAAGAGUCGAGAGUUGCGCGGCGGAAUCAUGUACUACAGCUGCACUUGUAUCAAGCGAAACGGUAUGCAGCACGACUGCCGUCGCACCGGGUGUCAGGGGGAGCCGCCGUGCCUUGUGCUGCCGGACCCGGUAUGCGCCAAUAGCCAGCUCGCGAGGCUCCGAGGCCUGGCCGGACCGCUCUCAGUCAGACGCGAAACUCACAAGGAUGUUGGAGCCAAAAAAACUAUAACUGUGGACCUCUCGAAGACUAACAAGGAGGAACUGAAGAAUAUUACUUGCUGUUGCAGCUUGAUAAAGACAUUGAAGAAGGCUGCAGAAUGUUGAAAAUAUAAGACGAAACACUUGGUCCUAAUUUAAAAAUAAGGAAAUAAUACUUAAGUGUAAUAACAUGUAAAAGUUCCUUAUUAAAAUGAUAUAGCAAUUACGCAGUCAAGCAUAAUCAACAAUGAUGGUUUAUAACAUUUUUGGCUAAAUAAUUUCAAAGUGAUUUAUACAAAUAAAAGUUCCUAUUAUUCUGGACAGAA